Messenger RNA from Salvelinus sp. IW2-2015, 1223 nucleotides. RefSeq names its product GTPase IMAP family member 7. Gene Ontology annotation, molecular function: GTP binding. The record is from RefSeq and is a predicted model, not a curated record. Lineage: Eukaryota; Metazoa; Chordata; Actinopteri; Salmoniformes; Salmonidae.
GAUAUAAGAUAAAAAUGUGUCUCUCUUCAAUGAUUUUCAACUUCUUCAAGACAAAAUGGGUUCCUCCCCCUCUAUGCCAGCAGGCCGUGACCUGAGAAUUGUGCUGAUUGGAAAAUCUGGAGAGGGUAAAAGUGCUGCUGGAAACACCAUUCUGGGUCAAAACAUAUUUACAUCUGUUUGUUUGCCUUCUUCGGUGACUGAGUGUUGUUCUAAAGAAAGACUUCAUGAUAAUUCAAGAAGGUGGAUAAAUGUGGUGGACACACCAGGAGUAUUAGAGACCACAAAAUGCACACCAAAGUAUAUCCAUGAAGAGAUACUGAAGUGUCUUGAACUCUCAUCCCCUGGUCCUCAUAUCUUCCUGCUGGUGGUGAAGUUGGGGCCAUGGCAUCCAGAGGAUCAGACAUCUGUGGAGACUGUGGAGAGGCUGUUUGGACCACAGGUCUUCAAGCACGUGAUUGUACUCUUUACUCAUGGUGAUAAACUUCAGGGUCAAACAAUACAAGACUUUGUUGAUGCUGGUGAUGAAGAGCUUAAAAAAAUGAUUUGUCGUUGUUCUGGCAGAUACCAUGUUUUUGACAAUACGAGAAAGAAUAGAAGUCAAGUUGUUGAGCUGGUCAACAUGAUUGAUAAAUUGCUGUCAGCACAAAAGUACUAUGACUAUCACCAUGAAGAGUAAGGAUUACGUUUACACCUAAAUUAAAUGUAAAUGUUUUUCCCAAUUAAUAAACAGAUUGUAUAUUGAAUAUAUAUUGAAUUAUGCUAAUAUGACAAUAUGUACGUUGUAUUUAUUUUCAGUUAUACUAUAUAUUGUUGAUAGGUUAAUCCCAAAUGUCUCUGCAAUGGCAUCUUUAACCACCAAAUGUUUGUCAACAAUAAAGUAAUAAAUGAUCAACAACCAUUGUUCUUUAAGCAUCAGAUGGCAUGCUAUAUAUACUUAAUUAUUACGUAUUGUGAAUAUAAUGUGAACGUUAUAUAUUAACAUUUGUUGUUCUUUGCUCUUUGUACUAUUUGAUUGUUUGUAUUUUAGACUAUUUGAUUGUUUACAUUUAGUGUAUUUUCUUUUUCACAAUUAUUAUUUUUCGUUAUAAUAAUUUUUUAUUUGCUUCUAUAAUUUUUUUGCCCAUCUGGGGACAAUUUAAUAUGAAAUGUUUGAUACUAAAUGUUUUUUUUUUUAUCUAGCUGGGAAAAUCUGGCACAUUGAUAGAAAUGUUGAUUGAUGUGCA